Vitrella brassicaformis is the source of this 1228-nucleotide messenger RNA. The record is from the annotation of a GenBank genome assembly. Lineage: Eukaryota; Vitrellaceae.
CCGCACAUCCACCCACCAGGCACCAUGCAAGACACUCACCGGCCAAUUGUUGACACCCGGAUGCACACUUGUUGAUUGACUGAGGAAGAGAGAGAAAGAAGUGUCACAGUGGGAAAGGGUCCACAUACGCUCACUCUACCUAGCAUCGAAACACAGAAAAAUGAAUGGUAGAAUACCCCGACGGUGUCUGUACACUCAUCUAUCCCACACAUGCCCAACACGUCAUGGCAUCCAAUGCCGGCUGGAUCCGCCCCGCCCUCACAGUGCGACCGGCGUGAGCGUCGCCUGUCUGCGCCCCGCAAGGAGGCAAACGCCUGUCUCGUGACACAGACGUUUGCACCCUCUCAAGACGCGGGCCGACAACACUCCACCCAUCGCAUACCAGCGAGAAACAACAAGCACGUCCACACAGACAGACGAGUGUGCAGCAGCCCCCCUUCCUUUCGCUUCACUCGGACACACGUGCAGGCGAGGACAUGUACAUGUACAGCGACACAAUCGACUGCAGCCCCGUGAACACACUCAUCCGCAGGGACUCCUGGACACCCACCGUUUGCUUGAGCGCAGGGUCCUUGGCUAUCAUCCGGGCCGUCAGGGCGUGGGUCGUGGCCGCGCCGCCGCUCAGCAGCGACAGCAGCAGGAAGAAAUUCACGUCAGAGGGGCCGACGAUGAAGCCGUAGACAGUCGACGCCAAGAUGGCAGAGUUCCAGCCUCUCAGAAAACUGCACACACACACAGACAGACACGUAGGCAGCACAGCGGAUCCUUUCGGUGCUUCGCAGCUCCGUAUUACCUGAAGAGCAACUGCUUCUGCGAGUCGCCGAGGCCCAGUUUGCUGUAGACCUCAUCUGAAGUGGUGUGCUCCUGCUGCUCGACCAGAGCCCCAUGCGCUUCAGCCUGAAAGAAAGAAAACGACACACAGCUGAGUGAAUGCGCCGUGUUGUGUGGCAACUCAAACCACCGGAAAGAUGAAGAAAGCGCUCGAGGAGUAGAAGUUCACGAGCUGUGCGAACCCUGAGUGCAAGGAACACACCGCACUUUCAUGUGUUUCGCCUCGCAGGUGCCAAUGCUGGACGUGCGUCUUCGCCUUACAGAAGAACAGAUCCCUCGCAGGAUGCUCUGAGCUCAAGAUCCACAUGUGAUCCAGCAAUCACGAUCAAAGCUGCAGCAGAUCUCUCAAACGAUGGCUGCACACGCUCCGUGGCUCCGUGGCUGUGUCCUUUUCGUC